Molecule: messenger RNA, 450 nt
Organism: Ilex paraguariensis (yerba mate)
Lineage: Eukaryota; Viridiplantae; Streptophyta; Magnoliopsida; Aquifoliales; Aquifoliaceae
Source: the annotation of a GenBank genome assembly
AUGGCCUUGGCAACAAUAUCAUCGACCCCUAUUCGAUGUCAUCCUAAGACCUCUCAGUUUUCUUUCAAUAAUAAGAAAAUUAAUCGAUUUCUCCUGGGAUUGCCUGUGAAUAAGAACUGUUUUCUUAAAGCUUCAGCUUCGGACUUUCCAUAUUCUAUUAUCAGGUUUUCUAGAACAUCUCCCCUAGAUGCAAGGGUGAUUUGUGCUGCUUCCUCCGCUGCUGGAAGUUCUAGUUCAGAUAAUGACUUAAGCCCAUAUGAGGUUCUUGGUGUGAACCCCAUCGAGGGAUUUGAUAUGGUCAAGACAACAUAUACACGAAAACGUAAGGAGGCCGAGAAGAGAGGUGAUGAAGCAACUGUUGCCCGUCUGGAAAAGGCAUAUGACAACCUUAUGAUGGCACAACUAACAAAGCGGAAGAAGGGUGUGACAUUUGGUUCAUUUAAGGUAUAA